AUGGCCACCAUUUCCCUGAUCGGUGCUGAUGUCGCAGCCUGCGAGAAACCACCCACUGAAGUUGAUGUUGUCGUCGUCGGUGGUGGAUUCUCAGGCCUCAAGUCGGCCUAUGAUCUGCAGCAAGCCGGCCUGAGCACCGUCGUCCUCGAAGCCAAGGAGGCAAUUGGCGGCAGGUCUCGUUCAAUACACCGACAGAGCGGCGAUGGCAUUAUUGAACUUGGCGCCACUUGGAUCAACAACACCACCCAGCCGAGAGUGACAGCCCUCGUUGACAAGUUUGGAUUGGACACCGCGGUGCAAUACACUGCGGGUGAUGCGGUCUUUCAAGGACCCGACGGCCAAGCCAGAAGGAUUCCUCCAGGUAGUCCAAAUGCCGGUAACGAGGAGGACGCGGCGAUAGAAAUCAGCCUCCUCGGCAAAGUUGACGCGGCAGCCGAGGCGGUAAAUAUCACGUACUGGAAAGACUAUCCCGAAGACCAGGACGUCACACUUGAUGAGUGGCUUGCCAAGAGUGGCUAUGGGAACUCUUCGCAUGCUCGCGGUCUCGCAGGUCACCUAGCUAGAGCUCUCGUGGGGCGGGAGUCUCAUGAAACCGGUGUUCACUAUCUGCUCGACUACAUCAAAUCCGGCCUCGGAUUGGUGAGUCUGAAUAGUGAGGACGAAGGCGGAGCUCAGUAUCUCAAGAUCAAACAAGGAACCACUUCAAUCGCGACGAAUCUGGCAAAGGCCAUGACCCCUGGAAGCGUCUUGGUCAACACGCCCGUCAAGGCAAUCAAGCAGCACAAAGAUGUCUCGAUCGUCACAGCGCAGACCGGGCAAGUUUUCAAAGCGAAGAAGGUCAUCAUCGCCAUCCCGACCAACACCUACCGCGAAAUCACAUUCUCCCCACCCCUGCCCAAGAAGAAGGAGACUCUCGUAUCCAACACGAAGCCAGGUAUCUACGGAAAGAUGAUCCUCUCCUACAACGAGCCUUGGUGGAGAGACGCAGGCCUGGUUGGCAAAUUCACGUCCGUCUCGGGACCGCUCUGCUUCAGCUGGGACACGUCGGACCCUUCAAAGUCCCAGUACAGUCUUGCUGCGUUUAUCGCCGGCGACAUUGCAACAAAAUGGCACGCCCUUACCGAUGAGGAGAGGAAGAGUUCCAUCAUCAGCCAUUUGGAGUCGCUUGUCGGCGAGGACCUUGCAGGUAAAGCGCGUGAUGUGCUGGAGAUCAACUAUGCCGAGUGGACAAAGGAAGAAUUCAUAUGGGGGGCACCAACCAGCGCCAUGGGCCCUGGAUUGCUGAGGAAGUAUGGGGAUGCCCUGAGAGAGUCCUAUGGCAAUCUCCAUUUCGGAGGCGGAGAGACUGCCUAUGAGUGGAAGGGGUAUCUGGAGGGGGCCGUCAGGGCAGGUGAACGAGUUGCGGCAGAAGUCAUUGAAGCUCUUGGUAAGGGGCAGAAGUAG
Messenger RNA from Clonostachys byssicola, 1443 nucleotides. The record is from the annotation of a GenBank genome assembly. NCBI's taxonomy places the organism in Eukaryota, Fungi, Ascomycota, Sordariomycetes, Hypocreales, Bionectriaceae.